AUUAAAUUCUAUAAAUUAUUAUUUUUUAAUUCUUUAAUUUUUGGAUCUCUACUAGCAAUUUCCUCCUUUUCUUGAUUUUCCAUAUGAAUAGGAUUAGAAAUCAAUCUUCUAUCUAUUAUCCCUCUAAUAAAUAGAAAAAGAAAUCUAUAUCCUUCAGAAAGAUCCAUUAAAUACUUCAUUACCCAAACAAUUGCUUCUUCAUUAAUUCUUAUUGCUAUUAUAAUCAAUUUAAAUAUAUUAGAAUAUAUCCCUCAAUAUUUUAAUACAUAUUUAAAUAUUAUAAUAAAUUCAGGAUUUUUAAUGAAAAUAGGAGCAGCCCCUUUCCAUUUUUGAUUUCCUGAAAUUAUAGAAGGACUAAAUUGAUUAAUAUGUCUAAUUAUACUUACUUGACAAAAAAUUGCCCCUAUAAUUCUUUUAAUAAGAAAUCUUAAAUUAAAUAUCUUUAUUACUUCAACAAUUAUCAUUUCUUCCUUAAUUAGAGGUAUUCAAGGUAUCAAUCAAAUUAGAAUCCGGAAAAUUUUAGCAUAUUCAUCUAUUAACCAUAUUGGUUGAAUACUAGCUAGAAUAAUAUACUCAAAUUCAACAUGAAUAAUCUAUUUUAUUACCUAUUCAUUAAUUUCAAUUAAUUUAAUCUUAGUUAUAUACAAUUUAAACAUUUUCUUUCUAAAACAACUAUUUAACUCAUUAAACUACAAAAAGAUACUUAAAUUUCUUUUCAGACUAAAUUUCCUUUCAUUAGGAGGAUUACCACCAUUUUUAGGUUUCCUACCUAAAUGAUUAACUAUUAAUCUACUAGUACAAAAUAACCUUUUCCUUAUUUCAGCUAUUCUAAUUGUAUUAACUCUUCUUACCCUUUUCUACUAUCUACGAAUUUCCUCUAAUUCACUAGUAAUUUAUUCUAGAGAAAACCUAAGGAAAAUAUUCUACUUGAAAAAUUUAACAAUUAUUUUUAAUUCAAUCACUUUAUCUGCCCUAGUUUUAUGUACUUUUAUCUUAAAUCUGUAA
Aethina tumida (small hive beetle) is the source of this 1005-nucleotide messenger RNA. NCBI's taxonomy places the organism in Eukaryota, Metazoa, Arthropoda, Insecta, Coleoptera, Nitidulidae. The record is from the annotation of a RefSeq genome assembly.